Molecule: messenger RNA, 3537 nt
Organism: Musa acuminata subsp. malaccensis (wild Malaysian banana)
Lineage: Eukaryota; Viridiplantae; Streptophyta; Magnoliopsida; Zingiberales; Musaceae
Product: casein kinase 1-like protein HD16
Biological process (GO): endocytosis; peptidyl-serine phosphorylation; signal transduction
Cellular component (GO): nucleus; cytoplasm
Molecular function (GO): protein serine/threonine kinase activity; ATP binding
Source: RefSeq, a predicted model, not a curated record
CACCAUAAGAUUUCGGACAGCGCAAAGAGAGAGAGAGAGAGAGAGAGAGAUAGAGAGGAAGCCUCAGAGCGCACACAGCUCCUCGUCCUCCUUCGCAACAACAGCCCCCUUGUCUUCCCCCGAUUCCCGAGGGAACCCUAGCUCUCCCAAUCCCCUCCGUCGUACCCACCGAGCUGCGCCGCACCCGUGACGCAGGCCCCCCCGCCGCCGCCGGCCCCCCGGAGAUUUCCGCGCGAUCGGGUCACCCGUGACGAGCUUUCGAUCGUGAAGGAGCCGAUCUUUCUGGUUCCGGUCCCCGAUCGUGUUUCCUCCGCCGCAUUCUGGGUCGAUCUUCCGGGUUCUUGAAUUUUUUUAUGUAACGGGUUUCGCCUUCCGAUGAUGGUUCUGGAUCGUGUUAUUGGAGUGGAUGAUCCGUCGUGUGUCGGCGGGAGUCGGGUUGCUUCGGAAAGGUUCCAUUUUGAUCGUGUUUUUAUUUGGAUGUGCCAACGGAUUUGAUUGAAGAUAAGGUGGAAAGCGGAUCGUUUUCUUUUUGCCGCUUCGUCGUUUCGUUUUAUCGAUGGAUGCCUUUUAUGAGAGCAAGAUCAGCUUUUCGAUUGGAUAUCGAACAGGGAAGAUAUAAGAGAUGGAUUUGGGUCCAAAUAGAUUGAUUGCUUUUGAUUGCGGCGAUUACGGUUUUUGUUGUGGUCGAUGAUGUUUUAGGGAAAAGAUUAAUUUUUUCGCUACAAAAUUCGUGAAUCAUAUGAUAUAGAUGCCUCUGUUCUUUUGUCGCGUUCGAUUCCUCUCAGUAGGUGACUCUAUAGCUGUUGUUGUGGAAAUCUUUAGCAGAGCUCUGCUGUGUUUUUCAUUGAUUUGUUUAAAAGAUAUGAAUGACAUGAUCAUCCUAUCGAUAGCAAAGAGAGAAAAUGUGUUCUCGCUACAAGCCUUUUAUUCUUGUGAUCUAUUUUUGCUCGGGCCGGCAUGAUGCUAUCUGAUUCUGGAGAGCUGGGUUAUAUUAGCUUGGAAUUGAGUUUUUCCUCUAUUUCCCUUUGAUGAGAAGAUUGAAGAGGGACUCUUAGUGACUUAUUGUGGGUGUGAGUUGCAUGGGAAGAGGAUGCCAAAGCAGCGAAGUGGAGCACGGCAAGGUCAUCUGAGAUCAAAGAAACUUGAUGAUAUUCCAGCCCCAUCGCAGCCCAUAGGACAAGCAGAAAAUCCAGUAUUGCCUGCGCCAAACAGAAGGCGUGGUGGUGCUGGGAGAGGAAGAGGCUCCAGGGCUGCAGCAACUGCUAAAAGGCCUUCAGUAGCACCAGCUAGACCAACGGUUGGCGGUAGAGGAAGAGGCAUUGGGGUUAUUGACUUAGACCCUGAUCAGCCUUGCGAGAUAUUACCUAGAGCUGCUGCGGGAGGAGCUGUUGUUGUUGGUGCUGAAGGUUUCUUUUUGAACCAAGCAGCAGAGGGAAUUGCUGACAAAGAUCUGGCAAUGGAAGGUGGAAGUGGUGACAAGGUGAUGGUAGCUGAAGGUGAAGCUACUACAGCUCCGGUACCUGAACGGGUUCAAGUAGGUAACUCACCUGUGUAUAAGAUAGAGAGGAAAUUGGGUAAAGGUGGUUUUGGUCAGGUCUAUGUUGGUCGAAGAGUAUCUGGCGGAAAACAAGGAACAGGUCCAGAUGCAUAUGAGGUGGCUCUUAAAUUCGAGCAUCGAAGUAGUAAGGGUUGCAACUAUGGCCCACCAUAUGAGUGGCAAGUCUACAAUUCUCUUAAUGGAUGUUAUGGAAUUCCAUGGGUUCACUAUAAGGGUCGUCAAGGAGACUACUACAUUUUGGUUAUGGAUAUGCUCGGUCCUAGUCUUUGGGACGUUUGGAAUUCUGUAGGCCAAGCGAUGUCUCCAAAUAUGGCUGCCUGCAUUGCGGUGGAGGCUAUAGCUAUUCUUGAGAAACUUCACUCAAAGGGGUUUGUGCAUGGAGAUGUUAAGCCAGAGAACUUUCUACUAGGACAGCCUAGAUCUGCUGAUGAGAAGAAGCUUUUCCUUAUUGAUCUUGGUUUGGCAUCUAGAUGGAAAGAAGCAUCAUCUGGCCAACACGUUGAAUAUGAUCAAAGACCAGAUAUCUUUAGGGGAACAAUUAGAUACGCAAGCGUGCAUGCUCAUUUAGGACGUACAGGUAGCAGGAGGGAUGAUCUGGAGUCGUUAGCCUACACAUUGAUAUUUAUUAUCAGAGGAAGGUUACCUUGGCAAGGCUAUCAGGGAGAUAACAAGAGUUUUCUUGUUUGUAAGAAGAAAAUGGCUACUUCUCCAGAGAUAUUAUGCUGUUUCUGUCCGCCUCCAUUCAAACAAUUUCUUGAGAUUGUGACAAAUAUGAAAUUUGACGAAGAACCAAAUUACUCCAAACUUAUUUCACUUUUUGAUGAUUUAAUUGAACCAUGCACUUCUCUGAGACCUAUCAGAAUUGAUGGAGCUCUAAAGGUGGGGCAGAAACGUGGUAGACUGCUUGUAAACCUUGAAGAGGAUGAGCAGCCUAAGAAGAAAGUCCGUCUGGGAAGCCCAGCAACUCAGUGGAUUUCAGUUUACAAUGCUAGGAGACCAAUGAAACAGAGAUACCACUAUAAUGUAGCGGAUGCAAGACUUCAACAACAUAUAGUAAAAGGAAUGGAAGAUGGUUUAUAUAUCAGUUGUGUGGCAUCUUCAGCAAAUCUCUGGGCCCUUAUUAUGGAUGCAGGAACAGGUUUCAGUUCCCAGGUUUAUGAAUUAUCACCAAUGUUCUUGCAUAAGGAUUGGAUUAUGGAGCAGUGGGAGAAGAAUUAUUACAUAAGUGCAGUAGCUGGUGCCACAAAUGGGAGUUCAUUAGUUGUAAUGUCUAAAGGAACCCCUUACACGCAGCAAUCCUAUAAAGUUAGUGAAUCAUUUCCUUUUAAGUGGAUCAAUAAAAAGUGGAAAGAAGGUUUUCAUGUUACAUCCAUGACUACUGCUGGCAGCCGCUGGGGGAUAGUCAUGUCAAGGAACUCUGGCUAUUCUGACCAGGUUGUAGAGUUAGACUUUCUUUAUCCAAGCGAAGGAAUCCACCGAAGAUGGGAGAGUGGUUAUAGAAUAACUUCCACUGCGGCCACUCCCGAUCAAGCAGCUUUUAUUUUGAGCGUACCAAAGAGAAAAUUGAUGGAUGAGACACAGGAAACUCUUCGAACCUCUACAUUCCCGAGCAACCAUGUAAAGGACAAAUGGGCAAAGAAUCUGUACAUUGCUUCGAUUUGCUAUGGUCGGACAGUGUGCUGAUACUUGAGCCGAUUACAUAUUUGUGAAGAUAAAAAGAUGUUGAAGUCAUUCAGAUGUUGGAAAGUGUUCGUGAAUAUGCAUCACAUAUGUAAGUUUUGUUGCAGUUUGCGUUGCUAUGAAUUGGAUUACUUUUUGACUCCUGUCAUAUAUUUUGUGCUUCCCAUACUCUAUGAUCCAUAUACCUCCCUGUUGUCUCCAUGUAUCUUUUUGGCAAUUGAAAGCUAAGAUCAGGCUUUCAGUGUCUGUGGUUCUUUUCCUCAUGAAAAAUGAAACGAAAACCUAUUUGUUUCUUAGCU